Messenger RNA from Drosophila kikkawai, 3233 nucleotides. The record is from RefSeq and is a predicted model, not a curated record. NCBI's taxonomy places the organism in Eukaryota, Metazoa, Arthropoda, Insecta, Diptera, Drosophilidae.
GACCUAGUGAGAACGGUAUAGGAUAGCGGUGGUACAUUUUAGUACCUUUUCCGGGAUUGACGGAAUUUGGAGACUACCCACGGCGGGCACACUGUUAGUCGAAGUCGCAGAAAUUUUAUUGGGGGAGGUGCGGAAAAAACGCUUCUACGAUUUCUUCUUCAUCAAAUUCUUGCAACAACAUUUUAAACGAACGAACUAGUAACCCUAACCAGACAUCAUCUACUCUCAACGACGACAACAACAACGAUAGGACAGGACAACAAGAAGCAUCUUUAACAACUCUGAGACAUCAUCGAACCGGACGAAGCAGCGUAGCAGCAAGCCCAUUGCAAAAAUGGCCCACACACAUCUGGGACGCGCUGUGAAAAACAUUGAGACACCACGCCCACUGAAGACACAGUCGCGUGCCUCGCUGAAGAACAGCUAUUUGGUUAUUGAGGAGCUCAUUCAGUUGAUUGACAAUGUCACUGUGGGCCUGCAGUCGUACAAUACCACACCAGAAUCGAUGACACUACUACUGCACAAUCUGCGUGUCCACGGACCACAGUUGGAGGCCGUGUCCAAGGAUACACUGGAUCGGGCCUUUGUGGUGUUCCGCAACGCUUCGCAGGACGAACGGCUGAACAUACUGACGCGUCUCAAGCUGCUCGAGCUGAUCGAGCUCCGUGCCAAAAGCUGGGAGAACGAUGAUACCAUCGCCUACUACAAGUCCAAGCAGCAAGUCUCGAACGUGGAGCUGCCCUCGGAGACAUAUCAGUACGAUGCCGGCGGGCAGCCAGGCGGCUUUCUCAGCACCUCCCCCACAUUCGGUGUCAGCGGUGGCGGUGUCAAUGUUGGCGUAGGCUCUGCCGCCGCCGCCGCUGCCGCCGUCUUCAAUGCGGCCUCUGCAGCCGUGGCCGCCCAAGCAGCGGCCAUUGCGGCUGUGGGCUCACCCAACCAGCAGCAUCUGCUGCUGCCGCCCGGUGAGGUUAUCCGCAAUUCGGGAAAGUUUCCCAAGCCCACGAAGAUACCCGGCAAGACGUACUGCAAGGACGAGGUGGUUAUACGCAACGCAGACUCCGGCAAGGUCAUGGGCAUCAAAGGUCGACGCGUGCACAUGAUCGAGGAGCUUAGCGAAACCAUAAUAUCGUUUCAAAGAGUCAACCCCGGUGCCAAGGAGCGUUUGGUGCAGAUCACUGGCCCAGCCGAGGAUAAAAUUAACUAUGCCAAACAACUGAUGGAGGACACCAUUCGCCGCAAUGCUUCGCCCGUGCGCCUUGAACCCGCUCCCGCUGCCGGUGGAUCGUGCUCUUCACUCAAUUCGUCCAACUCGGACGACGCCAUUGUGCAGCCGCGCACACCCGGUGGCAGCAGUAGCUUGGCUAACCGGCUGAGCUUCAAUUCGGCGCAGAACUUUAUGACCGCCACUGCGGCGGCGCAGCAGAUCUCGCAGCAUCACCAACAACAUCAACAGCACCAGCAGCAGCAGCAACAGCAGGUUGCCGCAGCGGUAGCAGCGGCUCAAGCCCAGGCCACAGCAGCUGCUGCCGGUAAAGUUUUGCGUCCCAGUCAGCAGCUGCUUAUGCACUCAUAUUCCACAAACGAUGCUUCCGUAGGUGAAUACAAGUUCACGGUGAAUGUGGGCCAGCACCUGAUCAAGAUAACCGGCGACUGUUGCGAGCUAGUGCGCGUGGCAAAGCUUGUGCUGGACGAUUACUUUAGCAGCUCGGAGUUCCUGGCCUCCAUGGAGGCUGGUGCUGCCUUCGAUGGCACUUCUCUGGUGAGCCCUGUGACUACGCCAUCGACUCCGCUGCCCGGCGCUGGACCGCCGCAAUUUAUGCUGCCUCUAGCCGACAGCGGCAUUGGUUUGAACUACGCGGCCAACAAUAAUGGGGAGGGGGAUGAUGAAGUAUUUGCUGAACCCAGCAAUGGAGCCAACAAUCAGAAUGGCCUGGCCAGAUCCCGGCGCAGCCACUUCUCACGCAAGGAGUCCACGCCAGAGUCGAAGGCCGCUCGUGAGAUGUUUGAUGUGGAGGAACAAACAGCUUUGAAGACAAAUGCAUCUCGUGUCUCGUAUGAUCUGGAACUCUUGAUUUUCUACUCAAAGAGCCCGCAUGCUUGGGCCCUGCCCACCGACUGGCAAAAGAUCCAAGAGACUACCCCAUCGAUUCUACGCAACAAGGUAAUUCACGCUCUCGCCGAGCCGAACUUCGAUUGUUUUGCUUCCACUUCGAGCGACAGCCCCGACAUCAUAUCCACCAAUAACGCACCUAACAACUCAUCAGUAAUAACAACUUCGAGAGCGUCCACAGCUCUGAAUGCAAGUAACAACACCACCACCCCAACCUCCACCGCCACCGCCUCUCUCACAGCUACCGCUGGAAAUGCCAGUUCCCUUGCGCUCGAAUCAAUAACUAACAACAGCAAGAAAGGGGGGCGCCUGCCUAAGCCCUCGGCUGAGUCUGAUAGGAAUUUGUAUAAUAAGCAGCUUCAAAUAAUAACUAAUACAAUGGGUGGAACCACGGGAAAGACCACUAACACUCGCCAGGCUCAAGCAUCUCAAGUAAAGGCGAUCUUUAAGCGCUACAGCGAGGAUGAUGAAUUUGUCCUGGCCUUAAGCGAGCAUCACAUGCCACUUGAACUCAAUAAUAACCAGAACAAAGGUUAUUAGAUUUUUUUUUUUUAAUUUUUUAUUUGCUAAUAAUUUAAUACGUAGCCGGAAUACGUACCUGAGUUAAUUUUAUGGCAAAACAUUUUUUAUAUAUCUCAACGAAAAGCCUGCCUUUAGUUUUAUCCCUCAUCAUAAUACAUGUUGAUCUCAAAGCCUACCAUUGAUGCUAUCAUCACUCUCAUACAUUCAUCUAGUUAUAGAAAGAAAAGAAAACAAAAACGAAGAGAAACAAUUUGCUAGUCUUAGACAUAAAGGAUUGAAGUUGGAAAUUGUAAACCCAAAUAAGGAGAAUCUGUGUUUUGGCUGUGAAACAGAUCAAGUCUUCGCUAGAGUUUAACUGAAACUGAAACAAAAUUUGCAACUUUCAUAAAUCAUUACAAUCACAUUAUCGAAUUCAAAAGAAAACAAAAAUGUAUUUAAUAUUCAUAACAAGACUUGUAACAUCUUUAAAAUGUUUUUGGGACACACAAACACCUAGUAUUAAGCGUUUUAUCUUCUAACCAUGACACUUAUAACAUACAACAUAUUACAUAUUGUAAUUCCAAUAAAUGAACAUUGCGGACUUUCAAAGUCCAAUACAAAA